CUUCACAAUACAUCUAUCCUUGGGACCUCGACAUUACCUUGACUUAUUUUCGGCCCGUUCAUCCGACCAACCAGAUAAGCGAAGGCACUUCCCCAUCUGCUCGCUACCAAUCCCACCUACAUCUUGGGGGAUCUGUUCGGCAACACUUCAUAUACGUUGUCUCAGGUGCCUCUUAGACACCUGACGGCCCACAAUGUCGGUCUUCUCUUUAAUCAAACGAAGCCGGCAAGCAGCAAAGGAACAGAACGCAAAGAAUGCCCAAAAGGACAAGGCAGAGGCCAAGGUCCCAUACAAACACAUACCCAGGCAUGCCGCCCUCGAUGCUCUCAUGGGUGGUCCAACGGGCUGGAAGGAGGCCGAUCGACUCAGAAUCAUGGAGGAGAACCGAAGGAGGAGUGUCAUGACAGCAAACGGCAUGGGUAUGCCGAGCGGACUCUCAACUCCAGUCCACGCCGGUGUCUUUACGCGCGCCAACAGCAGCCUCACGCACGUUUCAUAUAACAACCCCAGCGGCUACGCCACACCCGUCCCUCCAAUUCCCCGAGCAUACAGCUACCACGGCUCGGUCCCGGGGUGGAGCCAUCAUGGCGGUGAAGUCAGCUAUCUCUCGAUCGAUAUGGCUGGAGCUGCCAGCAGUGGAACAUCGAUAAAGGGAAAAGAAAAGGAACUUCGGCGUCCCAAGCUCGACUCCGGCCGUGCCAGCUGGUCUUCAAGCAGGCUUGCAGCAACUGGUGGACGAAUUCACUUUGAAGGAGGAUCUGGCUCUGCCCCUCGAACCAGGGACAGCUCGAAUUCCCCCGUCCAGAGCUCCAGCAACUCCAGCAGCUCAGAAGACGAUUUGGAGAUCACGCCCGUGAGGAAAUUUACCAGCGCAGUGACAACCUCAAGUCCGCUCGCGGGACUACCCAGCCGGCGGACAAGCGACACCGACUCUGUUCACCGUCUCCAUCCCGGUCAUGCCCGAAAUGUGUCAAACUCAUCAUACAAACAAGCCGGACAUUCCUCAUCGCCCAGUCAGUCAUCCCCAAAGAGUAGUCCGACCAAAGUAGGAGGAGGUUUAACCAGCAGCAGCGCUUCACUGAGUGCCGCCGGCAUCCCACCCGUUCCAGCAAUCCCUCCCAUGCAAUUCGGCGGAACCCUCGCCCUUCCCACAGCUUCCUCUUCGCACAAGAAUUCGCACCCCAUCGCACCAUCCGUGGUGGUAGAAGAAGAUGGCCCAGACUUCUCAGAAGACAACAGCUUUCAAUCCUCCACCGGCACCGGCGCCGUUACUUCCCCCAUUGGCACCGCCGUCUCAACGGUUCACACAGCAAACACUACCGCCGAGCUGGAACCGAUGCAAUCCAACAUCGUCUCCAACAUCAGCGACAACAGUAAAACCCCGUACAGGACGUACUCCAGCCAAAAGGAACGGUCGUCCGUCGCUGUUAGCGCUCUACCCACCUCGUUUGACGAAGCGAGCUUGGCGAUUCCCCAGCAAUUGGUGACGCUUCCGCAGCACCAGGCAACUGGGAAGUUGGGGAAACGGCCAAAGAAGAUUUCCAAGGAGGAGGGGGAAGAAAGGGGAACUAAGGUGCCGAAGAAGAGUCGAUGGAGCUUUAUGAGUAACAGGAGGACGGCUGUUGCGGUAUGACAGC
Molecule: messenger RNA, 1637 nt
Organism: Neurospora tetrasperma FGSC 2508
Lineage: Eukaryota; Fungi; Ascomycota; Sordariomycetes; Sordariales; Sordariaceae
Exons: 1
Coding region: 194-1633 (479 amino acids)
Source: RefSeq, a predicted model, not a curated record